AUGAUCUACAACAGCCAGCCAAUGCAAACUAUAUCCGUUCAUAAUUCAGCGAGUCCCCGGACUAAUAUGGAAAGCUCCUUUAUGACUUCCAUGGCCGCUGAGAAUUCUAUGAAGAUUAGGAAUGAAAAUUGUUCCAGUCUUGUUAGGCAGAGCAGCUCCCCUCCUGGACUUUUCCCCAACUUAUCUUCUGAAAAUGGAUUUACUCCAACCAGGGAGAUGGGAAACCUUAGAGCAGGCAACAGUAUUAAUGUCGAAGCCAAUCCGUCGGUUGGCAGACUGAACAAUCAAAUAAGCUUCUCAUCUGGGUUAUCUUCUUGCAAUGGACUAAUACCUAAAAUCUCCGAAAUCAGAAAUGAAAACAUAGGGCUGCAUAGCCCCAAGGAUGGCAAUAAUGGUAACAGCAGAUGCUACAUUUCUAACUUCACAACAGAUUCCUGGAGUGAUUCUCCCUUCAGUGGUCUGAAAAGAAUGGCUGCUGAUAAUGAUUUGAAGAUGUUUUCGGGUUUAAACAGUUUGGAAGCUCAGAAUGUGGAUUCGCGAUAUCGGUCUCUUGGCUUGACUCACCAUCUGAGCUUGCCUAAAAACUUCCCUCAGAUCACUACGAUAGAGAAGUUUCUGCACUUCCAAGACUCGGUUCCUUGUAAGAUUCGAGCGAAAAGAGGAUGUGCCACCCACCCCAGAAGCAUAGCAGAGAGAGUGAGAAGAACCCGAAUCAGCGAAAGAAUGAGGAAACUGCAGGAGCUUUUUCCCAACAUGGACAAGCAAACAAACACAGCAGAUAUGCUAGAUUUGGCAGUAGAAUACAUCAAAGACCUUCAGAAACAGGUCAAGACACUUAAUGAUACUAAAGUCAAGUGCACAUGUUCCAGCAUAUAAUACUCUGAAUUCCUUCAUGGUCACCGAGAAAAUAGAAAGGACAAGAUGGGAAAAUGGGGAAGAAACCAAAGCUGACGUCUGGGAUUUUAGAUGUAUUGGAAGAAUCGAUAUACAUAUAGUACUGGUAGGAUGAUAAUUAGAAAUUUUAUAGUUUAGAUUUGAAGGAGAAAUGUGCUUUAGCUUUCACUGUAAGACUGAUAUCCAGUGUGAUGUUGAUGAAGCUAAUUAAUGAAAAGUAUGAAUUGCAUAGGA
Vitis riparia (riverbank grape) is the source of this 1128-nucleotide messenger RNA. RefSeq names its product transcription factor bHLH130-like. The transcript has 6 exons. Gene Ontology annotation, cellular component: nucleus. Lineage: Eukaryota; Viridiplantae; Streptophyta; Magnoliopsida; Vitales; Vitaceae. The record is from RefSeq and is a predicted model, not a curated record. Gene Ontology annotation, molecular function: DNA-binding transcription factor activity, RNA polymerase II-specific; protein dimerization activity; RNA polymerase II cis-regulatory region sequence-specific DNA binding. Gene Ontology annotation, biological process: regulation of transcription by RNA polymerase II. Bases 1 to 876 code for a protein of 291 amino acids.